AUGCAACCAGGUAGCGGGGCCAACAGCGGGACCAACAGCGGGACCAACAGUGCGAAUGGUAGCGGAUCUCCGGUUUUGUCCAGCUCGAGACAUGCGUCAAUCGUAGAAAUGCUUUCUACUCCUCCGCAGCUGCCCCAUCACGUGCAGCACAACAAGACGUAUCACAACCAUAGCUCGAGCUACUCGCAGAACAGGACGCUCCAGCAGCAGCAGGCGAGUCAGAUGGGCGGGCAGGCGCAGCCCUCUCCACCGCAAAGCGCUCAGGAUCAAGUUCCGGCCCUGUCGCCCCACUCUUCCGUGUCCUCUCUGAACUCUUCACUUUUCAAUGCGGACCCGGCGAAACUGGACUCGCAACAAAUGACGCCAACCACCUCACAGUGUUUGUCGUCAGUGCACGCCCACGAGUGGCAAUAUAUUCUUCUAUCGCAACUGAUCGAGCAGAAUAAACUGAUUACGGUCCCCGAGUCUACCUCUGUCGAGGAGGCUUUUAACACGAUGAUGAAGUACCACCUGACGUCUCUGCCCGUAGAGCCGCCACAGGGCGACAUGAACUGUUUGACGUUCGACUACAAUGACCUGAACUCGUAUCUUCUGCUAGUGUUGAACAAAAUUCAGGUGUCAAAUAAGAGUGUCCAGCAGGAUUGUCAGAACGGGAAACCAGUUCCCGUUGGUGAGAUCGUGAAGCUGACGCCGAAAAACCCGUUCUAUAAACUGCCUGAGUCGGAGAAUUUAUCGACAGCCAUGAGCAUACUGGGGUCUGGAGUUCAUCGGGUUGCCAUUACAGAUAAUGACAUGACAAAGAUCAAAGGUAUAUUAUCACAACGUCGUCUAAUCAAAUAUCUUUGGGAUAACGCAAGAACUUUCCCGAAUUUGGAAUAUCUUUUCAAUUCGUCAUUGCAAGAUUUGAAAAUCGGUGUUCUAAACACCCAUGCAAAACCGACUUCAAGGCAGUCUAGAGUUAUAUCAAUUCAAGGUGACGAACCAUUGAUAAUGGCGCUAUUCAAAAUGCAUGUGGAAAGAAUCUCUUCAAUCGCUGUUGUUGAUCAACAAGAUAAUUUAAUCGGAAAUAUUUCUGUUACUGAUGUCAAACAUGUCACAAGAACCUCCCAAUAUCCAUUAUUACAUAAAAACUGUCGUCAUUUCAUUUCCGUUAUAUUAAACGUUAGAGGUCUAGAAACUGGUAAAGAUUCUUUCCCAAUAUUCCACGUUUAUCCAACAAGUUCCUUGGGCAGAACUUUGGCAAAGCUUGUAGCGACGAAAUCUCAUAGAUUAUGGAUUGUUCAACCUCCAGAAAUCGGUGGUAGUACGGCAAGUAUUGAUUCUAAUCAAUCAAUUUCAAUUCCUUCUUCUCACUCUCCAAUGAUUUCAGCAAUGGAAGAUCCUCCUUCACCACAUUCGAAUAAUGCUCCUCCAUCAAAUCUUUUUGAGAAAGAAUACCGCACAGGUAAAUUAAUUGGCGUUGUGUCAUUAACUGAUAUAUUAAGUUUACUAGCAAGGUGCCAAACUGAACAUAAACAAGUUGAUCCUCAAAGUGCAAGAAGACAAAGGGGUAGUAUUGUAUCGUAA
Molecule: messenger RNA, 1566 nt
Organism: Zygotorulaspora mrakii
Lineage: Eukaryota; Fungi; Ascomycota; Saccharomycetes; Saccharomycetales; Saccharomycetaceae
Exons: 1
Coding region: 1-1566 (521 amino acids)
Biological process (GO): regulation of mitotic metaphase/anaphase transition; cellular response to glucose starvation
Molecular function (GO): protein serine/threonine phosphatase inhibitor activity
Source: RefSeq, a predicted model, not a curated record